Molecule: messenger RNA, 4911 nt
Organism: Actinia tenebrosa (Australian red waratah sea anemone)
Lineage: Eukaryota; Metazoa; Cnidaria; Anthozoa; Actiniaria; Actiniidae
Biological process (GO): cell-cell adhesion
Cellular component (GO): cell-cell junction; plasma membrane
Molecular function (GO): cell adhesion molecule binding
Source: RefSeq, a predicted model, not a curated record
ACACUUGGCGUCGUAUUUACAUACGAUCUGGAGUGUUUAUCCCCAUAUCUAAUUAUCAUAACAAUGAAGAAGAGAAUACUUUCGGAUCCAAGGAGCACAGCUAGCGGCGUAUGCCGAGGAUAGCCGAUGUUAUCCGAAGUCCCGCGUACUGGCUGGUCAACUUGGCUGCUCUGUUUGCGACUUCUGACGACUUUUUAUUGACUGGGAAACGUUUGACCAACGUUUCAAACCAUGAUUCGGUAGGAUUCAUUGAUUUCUACGAGAAGGAGAGAUAAUAUGGAGUGGUGCUUCGUCGAUUACAGCCGUUCAAGGAGAGACCAUCACAAUGGCAUGGAUGGUUAAUUUAACUUCUAUUGAUAGCAGUAAAAUCUGGACUUACGCAAAAAUUAUCCAAGUUCAAGAAGGAAGGACUACAGAGUUAAUGUCACUGCAGAAAUCUGGGAUURAAAUCAUUGAAGAUCAAAGAUAUCAGAGACGUGAAUCAGACUUGAAUUUGAAUAUUCCGCAAACUGGUGCAACUGUUACUAUAAAGUUUACCAUGAAACAUUUGGUCAGAUUGACGGAUGAGAAACACUACAAAGCCAUGUUGGGGUUUUCGUCCGAUUCUUCGACAUUUUCGGGCGCAACAUCUCUUCUAAUACUAGACAAAGUCAAAAGUUGCAAGUGGACAAAGCAAGAGUCUUCGAAUCUUUAAAAGGUAGAUUACCCACAUGAAAUGAUGAGUGGAUGGAUGAAUGGAUGGAUGGAUGGAAGGAGAGAAAAUAUGGAAUGGUUCUUCGUCAAUUACAGCCGUUCAAGGAGAGACCAUCACAAUGGCAUGGAUGGUUAAUUUAACUUCUAUUGAUAGCAAUAAAAUCUGGACUUACGCAAAAAUUAUCCAAGUUCAAGAAGGAAGGACUACAGAGUUGAUGUCACUGCAGAAAUCUGGGAUUAAAAUCAUUGAAGAUCAAAGAUAUCAGAGCCGUGAAUCCGACUUGAAUUUGAAUACUUCACAAACUGGUGCAACUGUUACUAUAAAGUUUACCAUGAAACAUUUGGUCAGAUUGACGGAUGAGAAACACUACAAAGCUAUGUUGGGGUUUUCGUCCGAUUCUUCGACAUUUCCGGGCGCAACGUCUCUUCUAAUACUAGAAAAACCGCAUUCCACAACGAUUACUGCUUCACCUAAUCAGACAUCUUACUGCUUCAAUGACAGCAUCACAGUCACGUGUGUAUCAAGUGCUUAUCCUAAUGCAAAUUACAAUCUGUAUCGUAACAAUCGUCUCGUUCAAAAAGGAAGUUCCAGUGGAGUGUUCUCUGUGUCUACUGGCGUGACUGACCGAGUAUUCACGUGUGUUCCAUACAACACCGUAGGAAGUGGGCAAAAUAGAAGCUUUCAAGUAUAUGUCAAAGAACCUCCAAAGAUUCAUUGGUGUAAGAUAAAUGAAGCAACCACAACAAACAGUACGGUCGUAGAAGGAUCAAAAGUGAGUAUGAUUUGCCAAAUUUCUGGGAGUGAGCCCAUGAAUGUUACAUGGAUUCGCUUAAACGCGUUACCACCUCUGCGAUGGAAUGAACGUAACCUCACAUUCAGUGCAAUCAGCCGUGAAGAAGGAGGAUGGUACAGAAUGUAUGUGAACAAUGGGGAAGAAUGCAAAACUACAGCGAAUGCAACUUUACGUGUUAAUGUUAAUUACAAACCCUUUGGGACUAGUAUUUCCGUCUUGCCAAACCAGAGCUCAUUUUGCAUUAAGGACCUGAUAACGAUAACAUGUAAAACUGAGGCUAAACCGUCACCUAAAUACUCCUUGUAUCAAAACAACCAGUUGAUACAGAAACCAAGCAAAUCUAGAUUAUACAUCAUGUUCUUGCUCGUCAAGGGCGAAAUAGUCCUGGAUUGUGUUCCGAGUAAUGCCGUGGGAAUCGGGCAAAGACAGAGUCUUCGAAUAUUCGUUAAAGAACCCCCGUCCAUCUCUACCUGCAAGGUGAACAACUUCGACCAAACCAACGUAACAGUCAACGAAGGUACGAAAGUGAACAUCAACUGUGAAUUCUCGGGAACUCGACCACUUAAUGUGACUUGGACAAAAGAAAGUCAAGCAAAUGUGCAUUGGAAUCAAUGGAACCUCACUUUACAUUCUAUACACAGAAACGACCAUGGUAUUUACAGAGUGUCUGUCUAUAAUGGAAAAGAGUGCAAUACUGCAGUAAGCAAAACGUUUCACCUGGUAGUUAACUAUAUUAGCAAGCUUCAGGUCGUAGGCAACAACUUCAAUGUCUUCAACAAAUCAACAGCAUUAGUAAACUUUGAGAUCCUUACUGAUGCCUAUCCUGAUGUAACAUUAACUUGCCAAUCAGCGCAAUUAAAAGAAGAGUUAAUUUUCGUUCAACGAAACAAGAAGGAAUCGACAAAGACCCAAUUUAUUGUGACUGCAAACACAACUAAUAUAGACAGCAACAUACGCCUAAAAUGCACGGCUGAAAAUGAAGUUGAUUCUCGAACAACAGGAUUUUUGAUUUACAAACAAGGUGUUGCUAAAAUUGUCAGUGGCUCCAUGAAAUUAGUGGACCAGGACUGGAUCUCAGAUCUCAGCAACGUCAAUAGCGAAGCUCACAAGAAAUUAAGAGGAAAGUGCAUGAAAAUGCUGUAUGACGUCUACAACGAUAUUCCAUACGUCCAAAAGUGGAAUGUGCUACGAUUCACUCCUGGGAGUGUGGUACUGUACUUCCAAUUGCAUGUCAUUGCCGAGGUGUCAGAUCCUCUUUUACCACUAAGAAUUGCUGUUGACAGAAAUGGGGGUUUUGUUAAUAACCUGCAGAUUGAUCCAACGAGUAUACAAAAAACAGAUGGCACAGAUGUUCAAGGUUACAAACAAAGUCAGACUACAAUCUCAACAGAGGGCAUCAUAGCAGCUCUUACAGUAGUUAUUGCUCUCUCUGUUAUGAUCAAUAUAAUAUUAUUCGUUCUGCUGUUUCGCGCCAAAGCUGCAAGUAAAACGAAGAACAGACACGAUUAUGAUGAUCCUAACCUGGUUAGUAAUGAUAACGAUAAUCAUCAUCAGGAUGAAAUUCCUUUGCAAAGAAGACCUCUACCUGCUGCUCCUAACGAUAACGAUGACCAUCACCAGGAUACUGGAAUUGCUUUGGAAGACUCUGACGACUACCAUAAAAUUGAUGAUAUACAGGAGAUAUCUCAUAGUCAACCACAAACCAACAUAGAAAGAAGUAAUCCAAUCCUCAAUCAAUCCCUACCAGAAAUAAACGAGAAUCAAGAUCAAACACAAAAUAUUUCUUCGACAUCAACAGACGAAACGAAUAACCAAGCUGACGAUAAGAUACAACCCCAGAGAACUAAUUGUGAGGUUCCAAAGCCUUCAAUCGAAAAAGAAGAUGAACGACGGAGUGAAGAAGACGCCGCAAACGAACCACUUAAGCCUCCAGUUCCCAAAGUGGGCGCUAAGAGUUCUAAGGAAUACAGUCUAUUGGAUCCAUCAACUAAGCUACCGCCCAAGGACAAUCGACCUGGUUUGGAGCAAACUCAUGCAAUUCAGAUAUCUUACUUCGACAAUUUUAAACACAAAUACCAAAAUCAAGAAACAACUGGUGAGACUCUAGGGCCUGUAUUGGGCAACAAAACUGAACAACUGAAUGAUAGUUCUAAGGGUUACAAUCGAUUGAUUCGACCAACGACACUAACACCCAAGGACAGUCGACCCGUGUCGGAGCAUCCUUAUGAAAUUCAGCCAAUACCUUCUGUCGACAAAAACCAAAAAAGGACCCAAAGUCCUUGCAAUUCUCAGGAUAACAAAGGCUUUGCCGUUGAUGAAAGACAACCCCAGAAAACUUGUGGAGAUCUAAAGUCUACAGUAGACAACAAAACUGAUCAUGAACCACAGAAUGAGAGUUUUGAAGAAUUGCAAUCCUUUGGGUCGAUCAACGAGACUACCGCUUAGGGAGAGUGUACCCACUUCGGGGAAAAUUUAUGAAAUUCCUUCGACACCCACACAAAUACCAAAACUAAGUGCAACCCAAAGUCCUUGUAUGUAGUUCUCAAGUCGUUGAGACCAUCGAGACAUUGACACACAUCUACAUUCCCCACUGACUGCCGGCAUGAAAUUAGCCAUUUUGUAAACAGGCAAGGGACUGGGUUCUAGUUUAAAAGCCUGAAUUAGAGUACAUUUUGCCUGGCAGAGAAACUGGCCGAUUGCUUUGAUUCCGGCGCGCUAUGCGUGGGAGUUGACUAGGAUUCUUUAAUAUGCUCUUUAGAGUCAUUAUAUAUUUUUUGGUUUUGUAUUAGUGUUAAAAAUGUCACGCUAGACAUGCAAACUCCCCAUUCAACGUUGAAUGCAUGUGCUCGCUUCUUACCGAUCCUGCUUUGAACUUCAUUGAUUAGGAAAGGCCCUAGGUGUUUUUAUAUAACAUUCUCACGCUUCAUCAAGCAUUCAGAACACGGAGGACAAUGACAUAAAAAAGUUGACACACAAGAAAAGCUUCGAAAAAAAUACUCGUACGCUGUGAAGGAAAUAUUCCCACGCACUGAAUCGCAAAUUUUUUAAAGCUUGAGUGUCGAAAUAUAUAUAUAUUAAUGCAGUCAGUGAAGCAGUUCAUUUAAGUGGACCGGUAGCCAGUUGUGUAAGGAUCAAAAAACAAGAAAAGCAAGCAAAAAUUAGCCGUUUAGUGAGUGACAUACAAGGCAAUGGAAAACCUAAGAGCUAAAGUAAGUUAUAAUGGAAAAUUUCCUUCGCAAUCGUAUAUUGAAGGCCUAGAAAUAAAGCACUGUGGAAUACAGGACAGAUUGUACUCGAUCAAUUUAAACAUGUCCAGUACGUGAACCAACUGUUUGAUUUCUUUUUAACUUGGAAGGAUUUUAGGAGGACUACUUUUUUGGCUUCAUUAAAUAUCUUCAUUAUCAUAUAAACUACAUAAUUGGAA